UGAAAUUCAAAAAUUACGUUUAACAGAUUUUGCCGUUUUCUCUGUUUUUUUUUUUUGGACUUUUCAUAUACGCGAUAAGCAAAACAAAAAAAUAAAUAAAUAAAAGCUCGCAUAGCAAAGCUGCAUGGCACUAGCUUUCCGAAACCGUUAGCGAAAGCUUUACGCUCAGUCGCUCCCGACACACGCAGCAUUAAGGGUGGAAAUUCGACAUAACGGAAAAGACGCGACCAAGUAUUCAAGCAAAAGCAAUAACAAAACAAAAUUUGUGCGAAUUAGCAACAACAACACGUCCAAGCAGCGCGACUCUCAAACGAAAAGCAUUUCGCGAUUUAUUUAAUAACAACACAAGGCCUGAAGCAGCGUCGCAUAUACCUCAUAUAUAUAGUCAUGUUGUUUAUGUGUCACCAAAUGGCCAUGAAGAAGGAGGCCCAAGAGAAACAGAAAGCGGAGCAACGGCGAAGGGCCCAAGCCGUCUCUGAUAUACCCAUCAUUUGGAUUCUGGGCGGCCCCGGCUGCGGCAAGGGCACGCAAUGCGCCAAGAUCGUGGAGAAAUACGGCUUUACCCACUUGAGCAGCGGCGAUUUGCUGAGGGAUGAGGUCGCCUCUGGCUCUGAGAAGGGGCGCGAGCUGCAGAAGAUUAUGACCAGCGGAGGUUUGGUGCCCAAUGCGGAGGUUCUGGGGCUGCUGAAUGCGGCCGUCAUCCGCGCUAAGGGCACCUCGAAGGGUUUCUUGAUCGAUGGCUAUCCACGCGAGAAGAGCCAGGGCAUUGCAUUCGAGGCACAAAUUGCGCCCGCCGACUUGGCACUCUACUUCGACUGCUCCGAGGAAACCAUGCUCAAGCGCAUCCUGGCCCGCGCAGCCGCUGCCACUGUGAAGCGCGCCGACGACAACGAGGCGACCAUCCGCUCCCGUUUGCAUACCUUCAAGUGCAACACGAGCGACAUUCUCGAGCUAUACAAUGAGAAGACACUGACGAUCAAUGCUGAGCGCGAUGUUGAAAUCAUUUUCAUGGAGGUCGUAGAGGCCAUCGACUGCAUGCUGCAAAAGAAGGAGCGAGCAGCCAAAGUAUGUUAACCCAGUAGGGCACAAGGCAACUUUUCUAGCUCAACAAUUGCACCAAUGAAAGCAAAGCACCAAAACAUAUAUGUAUAUAUACAUAUAUAGAGCUAUAUUUAUCGAUUUAUUACCUGCUUAUGCCAGGCCAAGAGCUUUAACUGCUUUCAACUAUGAUCAAGCCCAAACGAACCAAAAGCAAUUCAAAUUCUCAGUAAAUUACAGAGUUAAACGUAAAUGUAAACAGAAUAAAUGUAUAAA
This is a messenger RNA of Drosophila hydei, 1314 nucleotides long. RefSeq names its product adenylate kinase isoenzyme 1 (gene Ak1). The coding region runs from base 388 to 1074 and encodes 228 amino acids. The transcript is spliced from 5 exons. Gene Ontology annotation, biological process: ATP metabolic process; nucleoside triphosphate biosynthetic process. Gene Ontology annotation, molecular function: AMP kinase activity; ATP binding. The record is from RefSeq and is a predicted model, not a curated record. Gene Ontology annotation, cellular component: cytoplasm; cytosol. Lineage: Eukaryota; Metazoa; Arthropoda; Insecta; Diptera; Drosophilidae.